AUGCCCGGCGAGAUGGCGUCUGCCUGCCUUCUCUGCCGGCAAAGGGACUUGUGGAAGGCGGCCGAGGUCGGGGCUGUUCUCCUUACGGGAAGUCGCCCCUUUCAGGCAACGCGAUGUUCCUUUGACAAGAGGCCCUUUUUUGUCUCCUUCCAGGCCAGGUUCCACACCAGCCCCAUCAGGAAGUAUAGCUGGCUGUCUUUCCUGCUGGGAGACUGGGCUACCAAGCGGUUCACCAAAUACAGCAAAGUCUUUACCGUGGAUGGCAACCUGUGUGUCAACAAAGGCAAAUUUGCACAGCAGAUCGCAGAGCAGCUGGGUUUGCGAUACUUCCCGGAAGUAGAUCUUCAUUACGUGGACAAGGUCAGCGGGUAUGGGACAUGCCUGGACCCUGCAUUUAUUGGCAAUUGUAGUCUAGAGGCCUUUUAUGACAACCCUAAAAAUCCAGAUGGAAACGCUUACCGGCUUCAAGCCUAUCUGUUUACCUGCCGCGUCCUGCAGUACGCUGAUGCUCUGGAACAUCUCUUUAAUACAGGGCAAGGAGUAAUACUGGAACGCUCCCCCUUCAGUGACUUUGUCUUCUUAGAGGCGAUGUCUCAGCAAGGUUAUAUCCGCAAGGAAUGUGUCAGCCACUACAAUAAAAUCAAGGAGUACAGUAUUUAUCGCUUUUUGCCUCCUCACUUGGUCUUCUACAUUGACGUACCUGUCUCAGAAGUCCUGAAGAGGAUUGAAGAAAAGGGAGAGCCGUAUGAAAAAAAGGUAUCACCCGCUUAUCUUCAGAGCAUUGAAGAUGUCUAUAAGAAGUCCUUCUUGCCACAGAUUAGUGAAGUCUCUGAGGUCCUGCAGUACACGGCGAGCAGAGCAGAGGAUCUGGAAAUUGUCCUUGAAGAGAUUGAGCUCCUGGAGUUUAAAAAGGGGCCGUGGCCGGAUCAGACUGACGGCAGUCUUCAUGAUUUGAGGAUGUUAGUUGAAAACAAGAUGCAAGUGCUGAUCCCCACCUCCCUCCCUUUCCACAUCAAGGAGCUCACCAUGAGCGGCACACUUGCUGACCAGAUCUACUUUGCAUGGAAGUCGUUUCCUGGGCACAGGUACGCCCGCGGCUACAAUGCUGAUGCUGGAGACAAAUGGAUCUGGCUGAAAUAGCUCCCCACAUGUCGGUGCUCAGCUGAUGGCAAAAUGGGGUGAUGACGCUCCCACGAAUCCGCUAGCCCCCCUCGGGUGGGUCCUCUGAGUGCCCGUGUGUUGCAUCCAAGGUGAAUUACACGGUCGUUCGAGAUCUUUCCGAAGCACAUCCCAUUAGAGAAGAGGAAUAGAGAUGAAAAUGGGAGGUAGGGGGAUCUCAUCAUUUCUUAAUAUAGGCCAGAACAUUGAAGGUUCUUGGAGGAAAUAAAUACCUUCAUGCACGUUG
Molecule: messenger RNA, 1405 nt
Organism: Pogona vitticeps (central bearded dragon)
Lineage: Eukaryota; Metazoa; Chordata; Lepidosauria; Squamata; Agamidae
Source: RefSeq, a predicted model, not a curated record